GUUACAACCAAAAGAAUUCAGCCUAGAUCAGACACAGAGACCAGCCAUGCCAAAGAAAUUCAGCCAAAUCCUGUGGUCACAUCAGCCAAAAGGUCCGAUCAUCAAUAAGAAUUGAUGGCUGGUGGAUCAGCGAUUAAAUGGAGUAUUUUCUGAUCUUCAUUAGCUCGAUUGACAGUUUAUUUUCAUCGCUGUGUUCCGUGUCAAUUCUUUGGAUUCUCAGUGUCUUCUGUUUGAAGAAACUGGAGGAAUUUGAUCGAGUUCAAGCAAAGCAGAUAAAGCAUGCAACAGGAACAACCCCUGGAGCCAACACAGACAAGAACCGGUCAUCAUCUAUUGGUACCAGCAUUGAAAAUGCGGAGAAGUUUUUGACACUUUUCGAUGGCUUUUUGGUGGAACUGGAUAGCGUCACAGAGAGACAUCCAUCACUGCAGGAACAUAUCCAAAAUCUGCAGAGAGCUAAUAAAGAACUUCAGAAGAUCCAGAUUGUGAUGGAAUCAUUGAAGACGCGCUUUUUCUAUGGUCCGGUUCUUGAUGUACAUUUAAAAUAUAGGAUCCACUGUCUACUCGCUAAGUUUGAACACACAAAGGCUUACAUCGACUUAAGACUUUACUUGCUGAAGGCAUCCCAGGGGCAGUUUGAGGCCUGGUUGUGCCGGAGUAGGCUGUUAAAGAUGUGGCUUGCAGAGUCACUGUCUCUCCAGGAGUCCAUGCACAACAUGGAAUGUGACAGCCAAGCUGACAUCAGAAAACAUCUCCAAAUUCAAAAGGUGAACGACAAGUCGCCAGGUUGGGUACCAGGGAAAGUCAAGCAGGUCCUGAGUGCGGAAAGCACGAGGAUAGGCAGUGAGCUGGAGAUCUACAAGAAGGACUCGAGUAAUCUGGAAAAUACUCUACAGGAGAUCAGCAGUUGGUCCAAGAAAUUCGAACUCUUUCUUGGGGCAAAAAUGUAUCAGAAUGGGACAAAAAAAUGGAAUGAAGUUCUUAGUCAAUCAAUAUCUGAUGAGAUGGACCAGGUAUGUCUACGUUUUUUUACAUUGACAAACUUGGUGAAGUGUUACCAGAUCCAUCUUGAAGGUCUGUCUCAAACGCUCCAAACGCAGAAUAAUUUUCCACGGACUCCGAGAGCAUCAAUAACUAAUAUACCACUCAGUAUUACAGCCACGAAGUGAACCAUGACGAAUCCAGCAGUGAUAGAUAACUAGAUCCUGCUGUCUGUGGAUUGAGCUGUUUAUUAUUAACACACACGGAGCUAUACUGCCAUCAUAAUGCCCAAUACCGCUGGUAUCUAAUGCUAGUUUCAGGAAGGGAAGUGGCAAAAACAGAGCAAGACGAGACGCAUCGAAAGACGUGUGUUUGUAAUUCUUUCAAUGCUGCCUGAAUAUGAUUUUUAUGUACAGAUAGUCCUUUUCCCCACAAAUCAUUUUAAAUCCUUAGAUC
Pelobates fuscus (common spadefoot toad) is the source of this 1437-nucleotide messenger RNA. RefSeq lists its product as uncharacterized. The record is from RefSeq and is a predicted model, not a curated record. The transcript is spliced from 8 exons. The coding region runs from base 138 to 1169 and encodes 343 amino acids. Lineage: Eukaryota; Metazoa; Chordata; Amphibia; Anura; Pelobatidae.